GUGGAGCCCAAGCGAUGUCAGCGCUGGACUGAAGCGCCAAAUUCAAAUCGCGGCCAUCUUGGGCAGGAGUGUCGUAGCGGUCGGCUAAGGCGGGGCGGUGUCUGAGGUGGUGGCAAAUCCCCGGCCACCGGCAUUAUGGCCCCGGGCUGCAAAACUGAGUUACGAAGUGUGACAAAUUCUCAUUCUAACCAACCAAGUAGUGAAGGUGAUGCUAUCAAAGUUUUUGUGCGGAUUCGUCCUCCUGCAGAAGGUGCUAGAUCAGUGGACGGAGAGCACAGCUUCUGCUUAUCCGUGCUCUCACACACCACUCUCCGGCUGCACUCCAACCCAGACCCCAAGACCUUUAUAUUUGAUUAUGUUGCGGACAUGGACACCACUCAGGAGUCUAUAUUCUCAACCGUGGCUAAAAGCAUUGUGGAGUCCUGCAUGAGCGGUUAUAACGGGACCAUCUUUGCAUAUGGGCAGACUGGCUCAGGGAAGACAUUUACUAUGAUGGGACCUUCUGACUCUGAUAAUUUUUCUCAUAACUUGAGAGGAGUAAUCCCACGAAGUUUUGAAUAUUUGUUUUCCUUAAUUGAUCGUGAAAAAGAGAAGGCUGGAUCUGGGAAGAGUUUCCUUUGUAAGUGUUCCUUUAUAGAAGUCUACAAUGAGCAGAUAUAUGACCUGCUGGAUUCUGCAUCAACUGGACUGUACUUGAGGGAACACAUCAAGAAGGGAGUCUUUGUGGUUGGUGCAGUAGAGCAAGUGGUAACCUCAGCUGCUGAAGCCUAUCAGGUUUUAUCUGGAGGGUGGAGGAACAGGCGUGUGGCAUCAACAUCUAUGAACAGAGAGUCUUCUAGGUCUCAUGCAGUCUUUACAAUCACAAUAGAGUCAAUGGAGAAAAGCAGUGAAACUGUGAACAUACGAACCUCCCUACUCAACCUGGUAGAUUUAGCAGGAUCUGAAAGACAAAAAGAUACACAUGCGGAAGGGGUGAGGUUGAAGGAAGCAGGUAACAUAAACCGAUCGCUGAGUUGCUUGGGCCAAGUGAUCACCGCACUUGUUGAUGUGGGUAAUGGAAAACAGAGGCAUGUGUGCUACAGAGACUCCAAACUUACCUUCUUACUUCGGGAUUCACUUGGUGGUAAUGCCAAAACAGCUAUAAUCGCAAAUGUUCAUCCUGGAUCCAGAUGUUUUGGGGAAACACUGUCAACACUUAACUUUGCUCAGAGAGCCAAGCUGAUAAAAAACAAGGCUGUGGUGAAUGAAGACACCCAAGGAAAUGUGAGCCAGCUGCAAGCUGAAGUGAAGAGACUCAAAGAACAACUGGCCCAGUUUACUUCUGGGCAAAUAAUACCAGAAAGCUUACUGACCAGAGACAAAGAGAAGACCAAUUACAUAGAUCAUUUCCUGGAAGCAAUGUUAUUCUUUAAGAAAUCUGAACAGGAAAAUAAGUCUCUGCUAGAAAGAAUCACCCAGUUAGAAGAUCUCACCCUUAAAAAGGAGAAAUUUAUUCAAUCUAAUAAAAUGAUUGUGAAAUUCCGAGAGGACCAGAUCAUGCGCCUUGAGAGGCUCCAGAAGGAAUCUCGGGGGAGCUUUCUGCCUGAAGAGCAGGAUCGUCUGCUGUCAGAAUUGAGGGAUGAGAUUCAGACUCUGCGAGAACAAGUGGACCACCACCCCAGAGUUGCAAAGUAUGCUAUGGAAAACCAUUCCCUCAGGGAAGAGAAUAGAAGACUGAGAUUAUUAGAGCCGGUGAAAAGAGCCCAAGAAAUGGAUGCCCAGUCCAUUGCAAGACUAGAAAAGGCUUUCUCUGAAUUCUCUAGCACAGAGAAGAAUGAAAAAGGUCAGCAAGGAUUUUCUCCCAAAGCUCCAAAAGAACCAUGUUCCUUCACAAACACUGAGAAGUUAAAAGCUCAACUCCUGCAAAUUCAAACAGAGCUGAACAAUUCAAAGCAAGAAUAUGAAGAAUUCAAAGAACUAACUCGGAAAAAGCAGCUAGAAUUGGAAUCAGAGCUUCAGUCUUUGCAGAAAGCGAAUCUUAAUCUUGAAAACCUUUUAGAAGCUACCAAAGCCUGCAAACGCCAAGAAGUUUCUCAGCUAAAUAAAAUACAUGCUGAAACACUUAAGAUUAUAGCCACACCAACCAAGGCUUAUCAACUCCGUUCUCGGCUAGUACCAAAAUCAAGCCCUGAGGUGGGGAGCUUUGGCUCUCUCCACACACAUAAUUCUUUCAGGUUAGAUAAUGAUAUAUUAAAUGAGCCAGUUCCACCUGAGAUGAGUGAACAAGCUUUUGAGGCCAUAUCUGAAGAGCUUCGAACAGUGCAGGAACAAAUGAGUGUUCUUCAAGUCAAGUUGGAUGAAGAAGAGCAUAAAAACCUGAAGCUUCAACAGCAUGUUGACAAACUAGAGCACCAUUCCGCACAAAUGCAGGAGAUUUUCUCAUCAGAAAGGAGUGAUUGGACCAAACAACAGCAAGACCAUUUCUCACAGUUGAAUGUCCUCGAAAAACAGCUUCAGGAUACUCGGACUAAGAAUGACUUCUUGAAAAGUGAGGUGCAUGACCUACGUAUAGUUCUGCAUUCUGCUGACAAGGAGCUUUCUUUGGUCAAACUGGAGUAUGGUACAUUCAGAGAGAGUCAGGAGAAAGAAUUAAACCAGCUUUCUGAAAGACACGUGCAGGUUCAGCUUCAGUUGGACAACGUCAGGUUAGAAAAUGAAAAGCUUCUUGAGAGCCAAGCCUGCCUACAGGACUCCUACGAUAACUUACAAGAAGUAAUGAAGUUUGAAACUGACCAACUUUCAAAAAACCUCCAAAACUGCAAACAAGAAAAUGAAACUCUGAAAUCUGAUCUGAAUAAUUUGAUGGAGCUUUUUGAGGCAGAAAAAGAACGCAAUAAUAAAUUAUCAUUACAAUUUGAAGAAGAUAAAGAAAACAGCUCUAAAGAAAUCUUAAAGGUUCUGGAGACUCUGCACCAGGAGAAGCAGAAAGAAAUGACCAAAUGUGAGCAGCAGAUGGCAAAAAUUCAGAAACUAGAAGAAAGCUUGCUUGGUACUGAAAAUGUGAUCAGGUCUCUGGAAAAGUCUAGAGAUUCUGACAAGGAACUUGUCACCAACCUCAUGAGCCAAAUCCAAGAGUUAAGAGCUUCAACUGGUGAAAAAGCAGAAAUCAUAGACACUUUGAAGAAAGAACUACAGGACAUAAAUUACAAAUACAAUGCUGCUUUAGCUGACAAAGAAGAGAGUAAAGAGUUAAUCAGGAGACAAGAAGGGGAUAUCCUGGAUCUGAAAGAAACUCUUAGACUGAGAAUACUCUCGGAAGACAUUGAGAGGGAUAUGCUGUGUGAGGAUCUGGCCCAUGCCACUGAGCAGCUGAACAUGCUCACAGAGGCCUCAAAAAAGCACUCAGGGCUCCUGCAGUCUGCCCAGGAAGAGCUGACCAGGAAGGAAGCCCUGAUCCAGGAACUUCAGCACAAGUUAAACCAAAAGAAAGAGGAAGUAGAACAGAAGAAGAAUGAAUAUAACUUCAAAAUGAGGCAACUAGAGCAUGUGAUGGAUUCUGCUGCUGAGUAUCCCCAGAGUCCUAAAACACCGCCUCACUUCCAAGCACAUUUGGCAAAACUCUUGGAAACACAAGAACAAGAGAUAGAGGAUGGAAGAGCCUCUAAGACAUCCUUGCAGCACCUUGUAACAAAGCUAAAUGAAGACCGAGAAGUCAAGAAUGCCGAAAUCCUCAGAAUAAAGGAGCAGUUAUGUGAAAUGGAAAAUCUGCGACUGGAAUCUCAGCAGUUAAGAGAGAAAAACUGGGUCCUGCAAGGUCAGCUGGAUGACAUUAAAAGACAAAAGGACAAUAGUGAUCAGAAGCAUCCAGACAGUCAACAGCUGAAGAAUGAACACGAAGAAGAGAUUAUCAAAGAGAGACUUGCUAAGAGUAAACUUAUUGAAGAAAUACUAAAGAUGAAAACAGAUCUAGAAGAAGUCCAAAGCGCCCUGCACAGCAAGGAGAUGGACUGUCAUCGAAUGACUGAGGAAGUUGAGCGAACCAGAACUUUGGAGUCAAGAGCAUUCCAGGAAAAGGAGCAACUGCGGUCAAAAUUGGAAGAAAUGUAUGAAGAGAGAGAGAGAACAUUACAGGAAAUGGACGUACUGAGGAAGCAGCUGGAAUAUCUUGCUGAGGAAAAUGGAAAGCUAAUAGGUCAUCAAAACCUACAUCAGAAGAUUCAGUACGUAGUGAGACUGAAGAAGGAAAACAUCAGGCUUGCUGAGGAGACAGAAAAGUUGCGUUGUGAAAAUAUAUUUUUGAAAGAAAAGAAAAAGAAUGAAUCCUAAAGAUCCCAGCCAGCUCCCUAACAUCACUUUGGAGAUUCUUUAAAAGUAAGAUCUACCCUUAACCAUUUGGUAGGGCCGAACUAAAGUCCUUCAUUUUGAAUUAUGGUGAGCAAGAACCUGGAAUCUUCUGGUGGGCAUCCUGCAUGCAUGUACAAGUCUGCUGUAAAGUGUCUCACAGCCUAUUUCAAAGUUUCAAGUCACUUGUAAAUUCUAGAAGACCCUUUUGCCCUCUUUAAAAUAAAAGCCUGUAGCUGAGGUCUACAGCAAAUGUUGGUCAGAUCCUUUUCUCCUUAAAUAACUUCCUUUGAUUAACUUGGUGUGAGUCUGAUGCCGAAUUGUAUAGCAAACUUGUUCAUAAUAGAUUUUUUUAUUAUGUCAUGAGCAUUUUUUACAUGUCUGUUUUUCAAAUAAAAUCUCCUUAA
Messenger RNA from Nannospalax galili (Upper Galilee mountains blind mole rat), 4727 nucleotides. It is a transcript of the gene Kif15, whose product is annotated as kinesin family member 15. Gene Ontology annotation, molecular function: microtubule binding; ATP binding; microtubule motor activity. Gene Ontology annotation, biological process: microtubule-based movement. NCBI's taxonomy places the organism in Eukaryota, Metazoa, Chordata, Mammalia, Rodentia, Spalacidae. The record is from RefSeq and is a predicted model, not a curated record. The transcript is spliced from 35 exons. Bases 136 to 4305 code for a protein of 1389 amino acids.